This is a messenger RNA of Triticum turgidum subsp. durum (durum wheat), 1146 nucleotides long. NCBI's taxonomy places the organism in Eukaryota, Viridiplantae, Streptophyta, Magnoliopsida, Poales, Poaceae. The record is from the annotation of a GenBank genome assembly.
AUGGGGAAGAAGCCGGGCAACGCUGGCCCUUCCUCGGCACCCAGGCCCAUGAACCAGGCUGUGUCGCUCCGCGAGGAGACCUCUGGGAAGAUGCAGGCCGACGCGCCCUCCGUGUUGAGGGUCCAGCACCUGCAGCGGCUGGGGGCGUGGGCGAGCGGGGAGGCGGGAGUUGGCUCGAUCGGGACGCUGUUGGGCCGCCGCCUCGCUACGAAUGCCGAGGCGGCCGGGAUCCCUAUAGGCGCCUCCACCUUUCUUUGCCAGAGGUGUGAAUCAAUCUUACAGCCAGGCUUCAACUGCACAAUCCUCAUAAAGAACAACAAAAGGAAACCAAAGCGGCGCAAGAAGUCAAAUCCUGGCCAAAACAGUGUUGUCUAUGCAUGCCAUUUCUGUGGAGACGAAAACCUGAUACGGGGUAGUGGAAAGGGGGUCGUGAAGGGCCUAUUGUCAUCAAGAAAGCCCGUUAGCACCAGCAUAAUGUUGAAAGGAGUCAAUAUGCCAACAGUAACUACUAAAAAGAGGAUUGAGCAUUCUGUAACAGCAGCCUUGCAACUGGAAUCAUCCAGGUUGAAAACAUCCACUAUCGAAAAGGAUAAACAAGGUAAUGUGCCAAAAUCUAAUCUUCCUGGAGAACCUAAAAUGGAGAAGAAAGGGGGAGUUUUCUCAAUGGUGGAUUGUGGUCUGUUAGGAGAUGCACAUGAAGACAUCCUGCAGAAAAUUGAAGUGGAAAGCACAGAUGAUAAAUGUAUGAAUGGAAUUGAGCCUGCGGCUUCGAAAAAUAUUACAACAUGUGGCCCAGAUGUCACUUCCCAUGCAGAAUUUCUAGUUGGGUCAAACUUCGUUACUCCUCGGAAGAACAAACUGGCGGAAAUGACUGUGCCUAUAGGCUCAGCAGAAACAUUGAAUACUAAAAGUACACUGAACAGCAAAGGACAGAGUUGUGGUUCAGUUGCUGGCAAGACCCCUGGAAGUUAUAGCAAGUCAGCUUCGAAUACCAAAUCUGCACGAGGUGAUUCUACUCAGCCAGCUGGCAGUUCAAGGAAGCGGGCAAGAAAAGGGUGGACUACGCUGAAGCAGAUCGCUGAGAAGGAAGAGCUUGAGAGAAAACAGAAGAUGGAUAACUUUGUAAUCCCGUUCUUCAUGCAGUAG